Molecule: messenger RNA, 3698 nt
Organism: Bombyx mandarina (wild silkworm)
Lineage: Eukaryota; Metazoa; Arthropoda; Insecta; Lepidoptera; Bombycidae
Product: transcription factor GATA-4
Biological process (GO): negative regulation of transcription by RNA polymerase II; positive regulation of transcription by RNA polymerase II; cell fate commitment
Cellular component (GO): nucleus
Molecular function (GO): zinc ion binding; RNA polymerase II cis-regulatory region sequence-specific DNA binding; DNA-binding transcription factor activity, RNA polymerase II-specific
Source: RefSeq, a predicted model, not a curated record
GCGACCUGACCUGCGACUGCGCGGGUCAAAUGUUAACCACACAUUCACUUGCAAUCAGUAUAAUCGACUAAUAAUCAACCGACAAUUGAUUACAAUCACUCAAAAAUCGAUUAAAGUCGACAACAUGGAUGCUCUCUCAGUGAACUGGCUAAAAAACAUAGCCUUGCUCACAGCAGGCGGAGGCAGCGUGGGCGGCGUGGGCGGCGUGGGCUCGGUGGCCGGGGGACUCUACGGCCAGAACGUGGUCAUGGGCUCUUGGUGUGCACCCUACGAUGCUCUGCAGCGUCCGCCCGCUUACAAUGGCGCCCUCGAGUACGAGGAGGGGCGCGAGUGCGUGAACUGCGGGGCCAACAACACGCCGCUGUGGCGCCGCGACUCCACCGGCCACUAUCUGUGCAACGCGUGCGGCCUCUACCACAAGAUCAACGGCGUCAACCGACCGCUCGUGAAGCCCAGCAAGCGGCUGUCGGCGGCUCGGCGUCACGGCCAGUGCUGCACGAACUGCGGGUCGCGGAACACCACGCUGUGGAGACGAAACAACGAUGGAGAGCCCGUGUGCAACGCGUGCGGACUUUACUACAAACUGCACGGAAUCAAUCGACCUCUGGCCAUGAGGAAGGACGGUAUACAAACCAGGAAACGGAAACCCAAAAAGCCAGCUAACGGCGCGAAACCAAAUGGUGAAACUCCCAAAAAAGAUGGACACAGCUCUCCUGCGAUAGAUGACAGCAAGUCGAGUAGUAUAUCCGAGGCGGCGCUCCCCCUGUCGGUGGGGGCGGCGGGGGGCGCGGGUCCCGCGGGGGUACACAAGCCGGACGCGUCUCCACAGCAGCACCAUCACCACCACGUUCAGGGUCACAGCCAGGGUCAGUACCCGCUGGGUCUGUCGUCUCCCUCGUUCCUGUCGAGUCCGUCGCUGUUCAACAUAAAGAGCGAGCCGGCGCCGCCGCCCUACGACGCCUACCCGCCGCCCGCCAACCACUAUCACUCCCAGCAACACUAUCUACACGCAUUACAGUACGGUCUGGGAAACAAUGAAGAAGAGGAAGGGAGUGGGUUUCUGCAUCAGCGCAACGUGACAGCUCACGCCAAGCUCAUGGCUUCCACGUAACGAGAGGUCGUCGGCCUGUGUGGCGCCGCACGCUCGCGUCGGAUGCACUCUCAACCGAUCGAACGUAAUCAUGGACUAGCGUCGAAUCUCUAUAAUAACUGAAAGUAGCUUAACGUGGCGACCACCAACCCACACAUUGCACACAGCCAUCAAUGGAUUGCCUGUAUGCGCGGUUGGCGUGAUAACCACACAGAAUCAGAUCUUUAAAAUGUUCCACGGAAAAUAAUAGGAUAUGCUAAUACUAGCACUCAAAACCAGAUACCUGUGUAAUCCACUGUGUAGAGCCACAGAGUGGAUUACUGAUGCACUCUAGACUAUUAUUGAACAAAUUAAUGACAAGAUGGUCUCAAUGUCGACGAAGUUAAAAAUAUUGUUUUAUAAAUUAGUUUUUUUCGUAGACUUCCAAGUUAUUUUAAAUGCUGGUUUAUAGAAGGAAUGUAAAUAUUGAAUGUAUAAACCCUCGUUGUAUUAUAUUCUAGUGGAAUACACUUAGGUUAAUUAAGUUCAUAAGGGACAAGACGUCAAUUUAAUGAUAUAUGUAAACAAUCCCGUACAAUUUUCCUAUUCACUUUUUACCUACUGACUCUGUAUUCAAUAGAACCGCGAUGUUCUUAUAUUCGGUAUAAUUCGUGGAUAUAUUUUAAAACGCACCAACCUACACUAUAGAUUAGAUAUUUUGAUUUAUUUCGUCAUUUAUUAUCAACACUAGUCGUGUGACUGUAGGUUAGAUCUCGUUGUUUGUGAGAUGUACAAUAAUACGCGGUAAAUGUGUAAAUACAAUUAGAGUAGCACGUAAUAUUAUAGAUGGUAAGUAUGACCAGUAUUCACAUUACGCUACCUAUUACCUAAUCUGUAAUAUUUUACUGAAUGUUAUCGCAGUUAUUAUUAUUUUACUAGAUAGAAGUAUAAUUAAAUCUUAUUGGAUAAUAUUAAUUGCGAUUAUUUCGACAUCGCAUAGCAAAAUAUGAUAUGUCUUGUGUGAAAUCGGCACUUAACUGAACACUAGAUCGAUUAACUCCACUACUUACAGAUAGUUCCUAACUUUCCAUGACUUUACUUCUCUUAUACUGAGACACGUAGGUACUAUUGUAAAACAUUUAAUUGUAACUCCAUAUGCUUAGGUAGUUUAACGCAUUUGUUUAAUUGCAAAAUGAAUAGAAUCCAUGGAAAUCCAUCAACAAACACAUCACAAUGAACAAAAAAUACGUAUUAGUAAUUAGAUGUUACUAUACAUAUUUUAUUAAAGCCAGCUAUGUACAUAGAAUAUAUAUAGAUACGUGAUAUACAUACAUAGAAGCAGACCUAAUUUUAGAACAGAACAAAGUACAAACAAUAUUCAUUUAGAAUCAAGAAUCAAAUGAUUUGUCGCUAACAAUCAUCGACUAACAAUAAUCAAAUUUUGUUUCAAGUACCAAGUAACCUAAUAUUAUACAAUCACAAUCAACACAUAGCACUUUCAUGACAUGCAUCAUCUUCAGACCCAAAAUCAAAUUAAUUCGGUGUUGUAAUAUAAAGCACAUACUUUGUCCCCGUCUAUCGCAAACAUCUGAACGUCACUGCCACUACUUGUUGUUAGAUGCGCGCAUCAACGGCAUAGUUAGGCGUUAGGGCAUACAAUGUUUUCAAUGGGUCACGAUUCCGAUCCGGUGGUAGAUUCUGCGAAGCACUACUCUUGCUAGGGCUAGUGUUAGCAAAUUCUCUCAGGUCGAGCCCGUGAGUUCACCUACACGGCCGCGCGUUGCUGGAAUAGCCUCUUAGGGUACCAGCGAAUAGGUGGGGAAAUAAGUAUACAAUGUGUAGCAUCGGCGGUUUAAUGUACUUGUAAUAUUAUACGUGCACCUACCUGGGCACUUUAUUUCGGAGUAAAAUGGCCGCACAUAUACAUAUUAUUGUUAAACAUUUAUAAUAAAAUGAACGUAAAUUUAUAUUAGAUCUUAUUAUUAUAAUAUUUUUGAGCCCUGUCCGUUUUUUUCGCAUAUUGGGGCGUAGUUUAGCAGAAAUAAUUCAGUUCUUGAAGUCAAUAACAAAUUCUUGUAGGACGCCAAGCUUCAACUAUAAAUCUUUGUUCAGAACAAUAAGGUUAAAAUCAUUUGAGACAAACUAAUUCUCUAAGCUCAAUAUUUUUUGGAAUGGAAAUAACCGUUUUUGUAUAACAGAUUUAGGUGUAAAUGUGUCGUCGUAAGCCGUCUGACAUUUCAUAAUGAAACUCUACGAUAACGUAACAUUAACAAUCCAGGAUAACCUAAUACAAUUUCAUGUAAUGCGAUGACUUUGUUUUGGUCCCUUCUCUUGAUUGAGCAAGUGUAUUAGCAAGUAUCAAAAUGUUCUUACAAAAGGUUUGACAGGAUAAUGUUAAUAUUUUUCUAAAGAGGUUCCCACACACAGAAGUGCCUCUUAACAGCUGCAUUGAGUUAGUGGGUGCGACCUUCCUACUGAUCUACGUCCAAUUUUGAAGUAUUCAUUUUGUAUUUAGUUUUAAUUUUGAUUGUCAGUUAAAUGAGGCAAUAACGUGAGUUAGUGAAUAUACUUUAGGAACACGGCAUUUAUAGAUAAGAUGUAAAUAGUUUAGAAUAGUCUUAUAGAGAAU